CCGAAAGUGUCAGGGUCAAUGCAGUGGAAGAAGGGAACACGACGAGCGACCAAGCAAAACCCAACCAACCCCUCCCUCCUCCAGUCCCAGUUCUCCACGCCCCCCUUCCCCCUCCACUAGUCUCCGGUCUCGAUCCUUCGAGAAGACCGCUGACGCCGCGCCCCCCGCCGGCCGCACCCGUCCAUACGGUGAAAGCCUCGGGCCAAUCUCCUCUCCCACUUACUUAUCGUCGCCGUCGCCGCGCCGCUCAGAUCUCCGCCGCGCCUUCGCGCGAUCCCCCAUUGGAGGAGAUCCGGCCUGCGCGGGCGCACGAGGACUUGUUUUCAUCAACUGACUGGUGAAAUGCUUGCUUGGUGAUGUCUGGGUAUGAUUUGGGCGUUGUUUAUAAUGCAGUUGGCUUCUCAUGGCACUCGGUCAGAAGAAACAAUGCAGUUUGUACCCCAUUGUGAUCAUGAGGAAGUGUCAGAUUUGCAGCCAAUAAGCUCACAACUAAACACAGUCGAGGGAUCCACAGAACAUCUAGCCUCAUGUGAAAUCAAGCCAGUUAGCAUUGAUGAUGACAAUGAAAAUAUUGACGCCAAUGAAGAAACUCACCUUGUUAUUCAAGAUGUCCCUCAAUGUCGGAUUUGCCUUGAUAAUGAAGGUGAUGACUUGAUUGCGCCAUGCCGUUGCAAGGGAACACAGAAGUAUGUCCAUAGGUCCUGCCUUGAUAACUGGAGGUCGACAAAGGAAGGUUUUGCAUUUUCACAUUGCACUGAGUGUCGAGCUGCAUUCUUGCUUCGUGCAAAUGUACCUCCAGAUAGAUGGUGGUUAAGGUUGAAGUUUCAACUUCUGGUAGUUAGGGAUCACACAUUGAUCUUCUUUAUUGUGCAACUGGUAGUUGCUUUCUUGGGUAUGGUGGUAUACAGAUUUUAUGGAGAUGAACUGCGAGAAAUGUUUGGUUAUGAAGAGCACCCAUAUGCUUUCUACGCCAUGGCAAUAUUGGCUAUUGUUUUGGUUGGUUUGCUGUAUGGGUUCUUCAUUGCUAUAAUAUGUGGGCAGAGGAUAACUGAACGGCAUUACCAUGUUCUUGCAAAGCAAGAGCUAACCAAGGAGUAUAUCGUAGAGGAUCUUGAAGGAGCUGAUCAAGUGCCAGACCUUGAUCCUAGCCAUGUUACAGAGUUGAAGGUAUUGGGACUCUAUUGAACAUAGCUGCACAUAACAUCAGAUAAACAUCGAUGAUGAAUCGGGAAAAGCAUACUGGAAACAAAUCCUAGGUUGAUUUGCAAGAAAUACAUAUAUCAUUUGCCACUUACCUGGAGAAAUGAAAAAUGGGCCUUUGCACGGCCCAUGGACUCUUGAAAUCGUUUGAAGCCAUGUGAAGAUUCUUUGGUCUCAGACUCAGUGUAGGUUUGAUAACUCUCAAACAAGAUAAUAGCAUUAAUUGCCACGCAUCUCAACGGACGAGGAAGAUUAUGAUAGAAGUGCUGGGAUGCCAGUCUGAAUGGACAUUUUUGUAAAGUAGUAGCAUAUUUCUAUUCUUUCUUUAUUCAGGUUCACAAUAAACACAUAACAGCUAAGAUGCAAAUGCGCUGUUCGCUGUACAUGCCUUGCAAAAUUUUAUUGUCAAACACAAUCCUUUGUCCACCGAUUGUGUUCAUCAAAUCGAUGAACUAAAUAAUAUACCCGGGAGCUGGAGAUGCGCAAAA
Setaria italica (foxtail millet) is the source of this 1688-nucleotide messenger RNA. RefSeq lists its product as uncharacterized. Gene Ontology annotation, molecular function: zinc ion binding. The transcript is spliced from 8 exons. NCBI's taxonomy places the organism in Eukaryota, Viridiplantae, Streptophyta, Magnoliopsida, Poales, Poaceae. The coding region runs from base 367 to 1185 and encodes 272 amino acids. The record is from RefSeq and is a predicted model, not a curated record.